Molecule: messenger RNA, 2106 nt
Organism: Hyaloscypha bicolor E
Lineage: Eukaryota; Fungi; Ascomycota; Leotiomycetes; Helotiales; Hyaloscyphaceae
Product: WD40 repeat-like protein
Exons: 3
Coding region: 1-2106 (701 amino acids)
Cellular component (GO): nucleus
Molecular function (GO): protein binding
Source: RefSeq, a predicted model, not a curated record
AUGCCCUUCGGUUUCCACUCGCACACAUCUUCCUCCUCGUCGCAACAUGCGCAGCAGGUUCCUGGAGCUGCUACUGCUUCUGGUAUCCUGCAAGCAGCUCACAAUCUAGGUUCUAUCGGGGCCCCCGCUGGCAGCCUCAACAACAUCGGGUCUGCGAGAACGGUAGCUGGCACAGACAGGCUCUACCCUUCCGGUGCAACGUCGUUGAACUCGAACCUGGGAGGACAGCAGUCUGCGCUGCCAUCUGCUUAUGCUCCACAGCACGCCAAUACAUCGAUUGCAGCGCACCCUUCCAGCGGAGAAAUGAGCCAGUCACAGCAGUUCGAGAACCAAAGACGCAGUCGACACCCAGAUGAGCUCCAUCUGAGCGGCGCAACGAACAUGGCUUCCCAGCGCGGAGCUCUGUCUCCUAGAGACUAUACAACAGCCGCAGGUCCUCGUAUCAGCCUUGAGCAAGCCGCACCCGAAGCAUCUCAAUAUACAAGCGCGGGGCAGCUCCCAGGCUCUUUGCAACCUGGCAGACCAGGCCCGAUUACAGCCAACACCGCGCCCAAUGCGCCAACCAUGGCGCCAGAACAGUAUUCCUCUCCUUCAAGAUCCUCAGCUUUAGGUCUCUCGCACAGCUAUACACGCUCGAGUCCAGCCGCUGGCUUCGAUGGCCAAGGGUUCACGCCCUUCACACCAACAACACCAGGAGGAACUGACCAGGGUCACUUUACAUCUCCCACGACACAGAAAUAUGCCCCCCAGAGUACCCAACGGGCAGUCUCGAACACGCCGCUUGGCCUCGCAGAUAUCCGACCCCGCGCUGACUCUGGUCUCUCUGAUGGAUUGCCUGGGGCAAAUCCAUAUUCAUAUGACGGCGCCAACUCAGUCCCCACCAACAGCAAUUAUCUUGCACCAUGGGCCAUAUAUGCUUUUGACUGGUGUAAAUGGCCGGCCCAGAAUCACGAUGCGGGGAAAGUGGCUGUUGGGAGCUAUCUGGAAGAUGGACAUAAUUUUAUUCAAAUUCUAGAUUCACAAAUUACCCCGACACCGCCUGAAUCGUAUACCCCAGGAGCUCCAAAAUAUGGAUUGGAGUUUAUCAAAAUCGCGGAAGCUACCCACUCGUAUCCAGUCACACGCCUCUUGUGGGAACCGCCAUCGUCUCAGAAGCAAUCAACCGAUCUUCUUGCUACCUCUGGAGACCAUCUCAGACUCUGGUCUCUACCCUCAGAAACACCAAUGGCGUCUCCAGGAAAUUCUAUUACCCGCUCCGCGAAUCAUGGAAGAGAUCUCCCGGCGAGCAAGCUUACACCACUAGCGCUCCUUUCAAAUUCGAAGACCCCCGAACACACAGCUCCUUUGACUUCGCUGGACUGGAAUACCGUCUCGCCUAGUCUCAUCAUCACAUCAAGCAUUGACACUACCUGUACAAUAUGGGACAUACCAACGUUGACGGCAAAAACACAAUUAAUUGCUCACGAUAAGGAGGUCUUCGAUGUGAGGUUCUGUGCAAAUAGUGUUGAUGUCUUCGUCAGCUGUGGAGCAGAUGGGAGUGUCCGAAUGUUCGACCUACGAAGUUUGGAGCAUAGCACCAUCAUUUACGAGCCCACUGCCAAGGAUGACAAAGAUGCCAGUCCUGGUGGAGGAAGAAUAAGUCCUACGUUGGCGCAGCAGACGAUGUCAUACGCUCCACCCUUACUGAGGCUUGCUGCAUCACCUCACGAUACUCACCUAUUAGCCACCUUCUCUCAAGAUUCCAAUCUUAUUCGGAUUCUUGAUGUCCGGCAACCAGGGCAAGCCUUGCUCGAGCUUCGAGGGCAUGCGGCGUCAAUCAAUUGCAUAGAGUGGUCACCCUCGCGAAGAGGCACCCUUGCCUCUGGCGCUGAUGAUUCCCUAGUUCUGAUUUGGGACUUACUGAGCCAAAGCACUGCACUUACUCCACAAGGUUCAGCAGUCAAUGGUGCAUCGGCAUCAGACAACGCCCGUGGACCAGCAGCCAGCUGGCAAUGUGAUUACGAAGUUGGUAACAUCAGCUGGGCACCCCAUAGUGCUUUGAACAACGACGGUGGGGAUUGGGUUGGAGUUAGUGGUGGUCGGGGAAUCUGGGGCGUUAAACUGUGA